Messenger RNA from Ectocarpus sp. CCAP 1310/34, 8952 nucleotides. NCBI's taxonomy places the organism in Eukaryota, Phaeophyceae, Ectocarpales, Ectocarpaceae. The record is from the annotation of a GenBank genome assembly.
UCGGUAGACUCCCACAACAAAAACAUCAUGCCUACCUCGGAGGAUUCCGAAAUCGACCUCUCCACCCUCAGCAAAGAAGAGCUGCAACAAGAAGUUCAACGAAGGGUGGACGCCCAACUUGCGAAGGAGAGAGCAGAAAUCGCCCCACUGCCAGCAGAACAGCAGUCACCUACCAUCGGCGAGCAGUCGCUACGUCCCACACCAGCCGACAUACCGCCCACCGGCAACCAGCCUUCACCCUCCAGCCAGGGAUCCCAAUCAUUCAACAAUCCCACCAACGUCGCCAACAUCGUGGCGCAAGCGGUCAAGGCGACAGCCGAGGCCAUGUCUGGACAUCAGGGCUUUGCCCACACAGGCACGUUUCGUGUCAACCCCGGCUCUGACAUAGACCCUUGGCUUGGAAGUGUGAAGAAAGAGCAGGAUUUGUAUAUUAUGUUUGAUGUUUUUCGCAGUAAGAUGGUGUCGUAUUUUCAGGAAGAGGGUGUAUAUGAUGUAUUAGGGAUCACUGAUGUCAAGGUUGGCAAGAGGGGUGUGGAUCUAGCAGAGCUAAGGGGCAUCUUCGGGACUGAUGUGGUGGACAAGUCGUUGAAGUUGUGGAAUAUUAUCAUCAGCAAGAUUCUAUACCCUCCGAUCCAGAACUUGAUCAUGGCAUGUGAGAGUCCCCAGCAGGGGUGGAAGAUCGUCACGAAGUUCUACCAAGAGAAGAAGGAGUCUGAGAAGACUAGGCUUGAGCAAGAGUGGUUGGCGUUAGAAAUGCGUGAGUCGGAGAACCCACAGGAUUACAUAGCAAGGUCGGAAGCUCUUCGAUUACGUCUUGCCUCAGUAGGAACUAUCAAAGACACAACACAUGCUUACAAGGACGUUGUGCGCGGCCUUCCCCCAUCGUAUGCCGUGCAAAAAGGAAUAUUGCUAGCAAGCGAUGUCGUGACUUUGCAUGCCCUUGAGACUGUGGUGAGGGACGCCCACAUGGAGAUGGAGCGCGAGAGGAGCAAGGAGCAGAGGCGCGAGGCGGAGCUCGCCCUCGUCGCGUCCGGUGCGAGCCGGAGCGGCGGGGGCAAUGGGGGGGCAUCCGGGGGACAAGGAGUAGUCGACGGUCAAGACCGUGAAAUCCGUGAUGGCGAGAGAAACCGUGACGUGUUCGUCGAAGAUCCCACCGGUUUUUGCCGCUACCACCAGUCCGAACUACACACGAACGGGCAAUGCCGUUACCAGCAGCAUCUGCGGCGGACUCGCACGAGAGCAGCCGCCGAGGAUCGCCACGGAGGUGGCGGCGGAGGCCGUGGCGGCGGCUGGAGCCAGCGAGGAGGAAGACCGCCGUCGGGAGCCGGCCGGGGUGGCGGGCGUUGGGCGUACGUUGUGUACUACGCCCACGAUGAUGGUGGCUACUACGAAGACUAUGGCGACUACGACGACGGCUACUACUACGACGGCGGCUACCACGACGCCGGGUACGCCCACUACGCCGGCGGUGGAGACAGCUACAGCUACCCCUCAGGGCAGUAUGUCAUUGUAGGAGAUGGUCGUCUGCUGAAGGUGAAAGCAAUCGGUAGCAUCAACCUCAGCUUUUUCCAGGAAGGCUCUGCUACCGUAGUACCUUCGAGUGAGAGCGUCCCGCCCACUGGUCCAACCAGUGUAGUACCUGCGAGUGAGAGCGUCCCGCCCGCCGGCUAUGCCGACGUAGUACCUUCUUCGGCUUCCGGUUUUGAGUGUGUGGGUACUUUCCCGGGUAUGGAUCUUGGAGAUACGAGUGUGCUCACCGACGAGCAGCUCAUGGAUGGCUAUGAUGACACCCCACAUCAAGAUUUUUUCCCCGUAUUUAUCCCAGAGAGUGACGCUGCGAAUGUGGCUGGUGUUUUGGAUAGCAUUGACGGAGGUUCUGAUUUUGACUUGGGUGCGGCCGCGCUUGGCCCUGGUGCGUCCCCGUUCACUCUUGGAUCGACCGAAAAGUCCGUUGACAUCAACCGCUUCCACCGCUCCCUUGCCCACGCUUGCGAGCCUCUUUUGAGAGAAACUGCCCAGCAGAGAGGCAUCGUGCUCACCGGCAAGCUGGAACCGUGCACGGACUGCAUGAAGGCGAAGGGCAGGCGAGCGUCGGUGCCGCGGGGGCCGGGAGCGAGGGCGUCCAAGCCUCUCGGGCGUGUUCACCUGGACCUGUGUGGACCGCUGGUGCCUUCCCUGGGCGGCAACCUCUACCUGUUCGUCGCCGUGGACAGCGCCUCGCGGUGGAACAAGGUCUACGGUCUCCGGCGGAAGUCCGACGCGCUGGCGGCAACGAAAAGGCUGCUGGCGGACGUGGGGCGGUACGACCUCGGACGAAUCGAAUGUUUCCGCGUCGACAACGGCACAGAGUGGACCCGCGGCGAUUUCCGGCGCUUCUGCGACGACAACGGCAUCGGCGUCGAGUUCACCCCGCCCGGCGUCCCGCAGUACAACGGCGUCGUCGAGAGCGCCAUCUGGCGCAUCAUGAAGGCCGGCAUGGCCGCCCGCCGCAGCGCUGGCCGUGUGUUCCACGUCGACUUCGCCUCCAUCCCCGGCCUCGACGAGCGUGGUGACCGUCUUUGGAUGGAAUCGGCGAAGUGGGCCGCCGACGCUCUCAACCAGUCGGCGACCAAGGCCAACCCCGGGCGGCGCUCGCCGCACGAGAUGUUCACCGGCGAGCAGGGGCCGUUCCGCGUGCUGCCGUUCUUCCAGCCCGGCUUCAUGCGCGAGGACCGCCGCACCAAGCUCGACGACCAGGCCACGCUCUGUUACUACCUGAACGGCGGCGACAACCACCCGAGCGGCACCGUCAAGGUCCUCAAGGCGUCCACCGGCCGCGUCGUCUACACCAACAACGUGUCGUGGGUGACGUCGGCGCCAGCCGGCGAGGGGGGUUCCGCUGGUAUCACCGCUGCGCCGACACCCCCCCCGUUCACGCCGCCGGUCGUCUCGAUCAACUUUGGCCCAGCACCGACGCCUUCGACCGCCACACCGCCACCGCCAGCGCCCACGCCGUCGCCCGCUCCCGCUCCCGCUGCCUCUUCGACCCCUGCCGCAACGCCGCCGCCAGCGACCACGCCGCCGCCCGCUCCCACGACUUCACAGCCGCCCUCUGCCACUUCGCCGUCACCGUCGGCGACCCCCGCUCCUGGCAAUCCGUCCUCUGCCUCUCCGCCGUCACCGUCGGCGACCCCCGAUCCAUACCAGCCGCCGCCGCCGCCGGACCCCGCGAUGCCCCCGCUUACGGCUCACGCCAUGCGGCAGCUUCGCCCGGGUACAAAGGCCGAGGGUAUGACAGACCCGCGGCUGCCAAGCCGUACGAGAUCGGGCACGAGGCACAGCACAGGACUCAUCUCGAUGCUAGACAGGAACACUCUGGUGUCGAUGCUGGAGGCUCGGAGCGCGGUGGAUAAGGAGCGCAGGGAGCUGGGGGGGGCGGAGGCCGGAGAGCCGGGGGGAACGGGGGCCGGAGAGCAGGCGGGAGCACUCGCAGCAGUGGACCCGGGGGCUGCAGGAGCGGGCUUUCCACUCGCAUUUGCCACGCUCCUCGCCAACCGGGAAGACAUCGACGCCACGCUGCGAGACCAGCGCCCGCCGGAGCAACGCCCUGACCUUCCGCAUUGCCAGGCCAGCGACCUUCGUGUCCCCAAGAGCUACAAAGAGGCCAUGGCGUCGGAGCACCGGCACCUUUGGAGCGACUCUAUGCAAAGGGAGUUUUAUGGCUUGUUGGAAGCGGGGACUUUUACUCCGGCGAAGAUGUUGGCUGCUUUGGCGUGCGAGUUGAACCUCGACUUGUGUCAUUUCGAUGUUGAGCAAGCUUUUGUGCGUUCGGAGUUGGAGGAAGACGUGUACAUGCGUUUGCCGCAGGGAUGUGGAGCUCUAUCAGGAAUGAUUGUAAAACUAGGCAAGAGUCUGUAUGGCUUAAGACAGGCAUCUAGGCAGUGGCAUGCAAUGCUGAAGAGGUGUUUGGUGGCGUUAGGAUUUGAGCAGUGCAUGGCCGAUGCUUGUGUGUUUCGUUUGAUUGAGGAUGGAUGUGUUGUUUUGAUUUUGGUAGUACAUGUAGAUGACAUCUUUGCUGUUGGAGAGAGGGAGAGAUGUGAUAAGUUUGGCGCUGACCUUAACAAGUCCGUGCCAGUGAAGAACCUGGGAGAGUUGAGAUGGUAUUCUGGGUGCUUUUACGAGAGGAAUAAGGAGACCGGUAGGUUGACGAUUUCUCAGCAGACUUUCACGGACGAGCUAGCAGCAGAAUAUGGAGUAGUGGGAGGUAGGAGCGUUCCGAUGUCUUCGGGUGUGAAGCUUUCUGAUUUUGAUGCGGAUGAGGUGGCGACAGAGUUUCCGUUUCGUGAGCUGGUAGGAUCGUUGAUGUGGCUGGCGACUCAGACUAGACCAGACAUUGCGAAUGCAGUAAGGGCAGUAGCUAGGUAUUGCGCAUCUCCGAAGCUGGUACACUGGAAUGCAGCGAUGGAUAUUUUGGGCUAUGCGAGGAGGACGAGUCACUUUGGUAUUUCGUUUCAGAGAGGUACGGUAGAGGGAUUCAGCUUGCAGGGAUACGCUGAUGCGGACUUUGCAAGCAAGGCAGCAGACCGUAGGUCGGUAUCAGGGGGGAUCGUGACGUGUGGAGGAGGCGCUGUGUCUUGGUUUUCCAGAACGCAAAAAUGCGUCACGCUUUCGACGACAGAAGCAGAGUACGUCGCGCUAGGCGACGUAGUGAAGGAGAUUUUGUUUUUGAGGCAGAUUUGGCGUUUCAUGUUGCCGCAGGUCGGCAUGCCGUGCAUCCCCGUCUUCGAGGACAACCAGGGGGCGAUUCAACUAGCGCAGAACCCCAUCUCAAACUCGAACUCGAAGCACAUAGAUGUAAGGCACCAUUUUCUCAGGGAACUGGUAGAGAGGAAGGAGAUUUCGGUGAUUCACGUGCCGUCUCCGUACCAGCGUGCAGACUUUCUUACGAAAAGUUUGCCCAAGGAUGCGUUCGAGUCUCACCUAUUCCUACGAAGGAGCUUGGUCGGGUCGAAAAGGGAGCUUGCGCUUGCCGUUUGUUCCCGCAGCCAGCGUGGGCAAGCUCCUCUGGCAAGGUUGCUAGCCGGAGCUUCGCCCCGCCAGGUGCACUCAGCGCUCCCAGCAAGAACAUCUGUUCCUGUGGAUGGCGGUGCUUCCGGAACUGCUGCCGGCGCUGCUAGACCGGAAGACUCCAUUGAAGUAGCAACGAGUCAAUUGCAGGAGGAGAUGUUCAGAGUACUGUGUGAGCCGCGACCGAGCAGUCCAUCACUGGUGGCGUUGGUGCGGGGCAUGGUCGCUGCCGGAGCUCAGCCCUCGAUUGAGGCGGUUGAAGCCUUGGCCGACCACUUCUCAGAAGCCAAGGACGCCAGGAGUAUCAAGGCCGUACUAUCCUUGCUGAAACCCUCGAAGCCUGGCCUGACCGCAGUGGAUCCGAUCGGCAUCAUGUUUUCCCGGUUGGUUCGAGCGCACUGCCGGCGUCAAGACGUGACCAGCGCACUAGCGGAGGUGGUGGAGAUGGAGGCAACGGGCCGAGAGGUUGACCUUGAGGUUUACUCGGAUUUGCUGCACGGGUGUGCGAUCGCGAGACCACCUCUCCUUGGGGAAGUGGAGGCUGUGUGGACGCACAUUCAGGUGAGAGCCGUACCUGCGCACGCGCGAGUCUCGCAGGGUGCUCUGGUGAGGAUUGCCACGUCGCUUGCAGACCACGCACGAAGCCGCUACAUGGAGCGAGGGCUUACGACAAGGGGAGGCGUUCAGCAGGAUCUUUUCGUUGGCCUCAUGACAACCCACGCCAACAGCGCGGGAUACGCUCUAUUCGGCGAUAACCAACAAGACCAGCAGCAGGUCCCGCUCGAAAAGGUCGACGAAGCUUGGGACGGCAUGCUGGAGGCGCUUAAUGUAGCAGCAAGCGCAUCGACAGAUCCAGAUAGAACUGUCGAUGAAGGGGGGCUUGUGACUCCCGAGUCGUGGAUGGCGCGAGCCGCCGCGCUGGCCCUGUGCGUCCGGGACUCGGGGUUGGUCUCAGGUGCUGCCAUGUCAAGGUCUAUGGAUGCUUUCCGAUCUUACCGGAGAUACGGCGGCAGUUUUGCCAGCAGGGAAGACAUCUUUGGCCUCGCUGAGGUUGUGCGUGGCCUGGCCCGGUGCGGGCGACAAUCGGAGGUGGAAGCCAUCCUCUCGGAUCUACGGCAAGAUGCCGAGAAGGCCGAGCGAAAUGCUUCCGCAGUGGCUGCGAGCACCACCAAGACAGCCGUCGACAAGGCAAAGACGAGGAGCGCCGCUACCCGAGCCGCACUCGUCUUCGACGAGCUUCUCCGGGCGCUCGGCGCUAGGGGGCGCGGCCUCGAUUCGGGAGACCGACUGUACGGGCUGUCGCUGCUGCGGGUUGUGGACGACGUUGCUGCGCAGGCCCACGCUUGCGGAGAACGCAGUCAAGGGGACGUUGACUCGCGACUGACGGCAACGCUACAGGCCGUCCUGACGACGUCACGCUUCCUCGACCGCGAGGAUGCCACCUCUAUCAACAAGGCCAUCCGCACCGCCUUGGAUUCCGCGGCAGCAGCUAUUGCUGCGGAGGUGGGGGGAAGACACCCCGUCGAAGAUUUGCAAGGCGGGAGUGAGCCCGAGCUGCGGCGGGAGUGGGCGGGUCCAAAUUUGGCGGCGCUGUCUCUCUUGGCCCUGUUGCACGUGUCCCAGAACCGGUGGGAAGGAAUCCCUGCUGCCAUUGAUGUCCUGCAAGAGAUGCACGACCGCGGGCUCACCCCGCCGGCCACGUUGGCUGCCCAGCUGGAGACCGUCUUCAAGCGCCAUGGCACCGUCCGACAAAAGCGGCGGUCUUCGUUCCUCCUCGCAAGAGCGCUGGACGGCUUCGGCCCUCCUCGGGACAACAACAACGACGAUGGCGCCGAUGGGACUGCCGCUGAGCAAGAAGGUGACGCCCGGCGCGUCGGUAGGGUUGGAGGGGCGAUUCGCGGCAUGGUGAAGAGCUCGACCACCAGAGGGGUAGGCGAGUGGGACGCCCAAGAACCUCUCGGUGCCGCCGAGAAGUAUGCGAGCGGUGGUGGUGAUACGCAGGGCAACGACGAAGCCAGUUACAGCACCGGAGACAGCGCUGCCCAACCUUCUGCCGAGCAAAGCUACCAGCUCCUCCGGCAGAGGCGGCGAGAGGCGUCCCUCAACGGAAACGCUUCGGUGGGUGUUCGCAACGUAGAGCAGUCGUGCGCCGCCGCCGCCGUUGCCGCCGCCGCGGAAGUGACGAAGGAUGCGGGACGAGGACUAGACCGACGGCAUCCCUCACAGGCACCGACGCCGGGAGCAUCAGAGUCCCACCGCGAUAUUUUGCGGCGCGUGACGGUUCUGGCGGAGAGAGGCCGCCCUCACGCCGCUCUCGCGGCUCUGCAAGCCGUGGACGGCCGGAAGCGGGGUACGCGAGUGUCCGUGCCAUACAGGGUGUACGCCCUGCUCUUUCGGGCGCUGGCGAAUGGGUACUCGGCGCAGGGCUGUGAGGAGCUCGGGCUAGCGGCAGCCCCGGCGGAAGCGCUGCAGUGGCUGCUGAGAGGCAUGGCGCGGCAAGGCUACUCGGCCAAGACUACCACCCUCAACUUCGGGCUCGAGGCCUUCGCCGUCGCUGCGAAAACUAAACAGGUACGGGAAGGCGAGGAGGAGGUGCGAGCGCGGGUUUGCACGGAGGCUAUGGAUUUCAUGGAGGGGAUGCGAGACGGCUGGAACGGCUUGCUUCCUCCAGUCGCACCGAACGUUGUGUCGUUCAACAUUAUUGUCAAGGUGAUGUGUCGGCUGCAGAUGUUCGACCAAGCGUUCGAGGCUCUGGAAGUCAUGCAAAGUGGGGGCUUUGAGCCUGACCGAUUCACGUUUUCUACCCUCAUACACGGACUGGCUAAGGCCGGGGACAACAAUGGGGCUUGGGAGGUCAUGGUGGAGAUGACCAACAGGGGCAUCGCGCCGAACUCGAUAGUUAUCGACGGGAUAGUAGGCGGCUUCGUGCAGUCGGGCGACGUCGGGGAAGCCAUCUCCUUCGCCCAACACGCUUACAAUCAGUACGGUUGUGCGCCUACAGCGGGGAAAUAUUGCAGGGUAGUACACGCCGCGGCGGCGCUGAACGAUGGGCAGCACGAGGCUCGACGAGCAAUCGUCGUGGCCGAGCAGAUGUGGGAGGGUGAAUGGAGAGGGGAAGGGAAGACUAGUCACCCGGUUCUGGGACACGCCAACCUGAGAAGAUUGCUGGAGGAACGAGGGGCUUUCGAUCAAGUCAAUCGCCUUUGAAGAUAUCGUUUACUCUCUUAUGGCUUUCGCUGUGAGCUGUCCUCGUGUGGUGCCUCCUCCUCGGUGCGGUCACCUGCAGGAUUAUCUCGACUCAGCUAGAGGCGAAUUGGUUUCAGACCGGCGGGCUACAACGUGAUGGCAAUGGUAGCUGGGAGCGCAUAGGAAGGGCUUUCACUCCAGCGCAACCGCUGUGUUAUCUGGCCGAAGCCUUCGCGUAUGUAGCUUCCCUUCUGGGCGGUACGCACCGACAACAAUGCAGAGGGUCGGCUUGACUUUGACACUAGCGCAAGCAUGACUUGGUGAGCUGUAAGAGUUACCAUGCAGCAGCAGGGUUGAAAAUGGGUUAUUAUAAUGGUGACAUCGGCGCGAAGAAUCCGUGGUCGGAAUUGGCUUGAAAGGGAUCUCGACCUCGUUAACGCGUCCUUCGUCAGCAUGAAAACACAGCACCAUGAUUUUGCGUACGAACAUUGCGGCGUGGUUGCGUUUUUCGAAGGUGUUCCUUGCUGCCACUUUUUCCCACUCCUGUUAGGAGUGUACUUCCGGUGGAUUGUGGAAGGGAAUAUAAAGAGCACCCUACGAAAUAGGUACGGGAGCCCUAGCGCGUUCGCAGGGUGUUCGCUUGAAGGUUGCCCUAGCUCACGUUGGUAGGUGAAUCCCGUGUAUCAAAAUUCUUUGGCACGUGGUACACGGACAACUUGC